AUGCCAACAGUACCAAAUCUUUAUGAGCUCCUGUCGGAACUCAACGAGUCUACAGAUUAUACAACAGACACAAUAAGCAGUCGUCGAAGCAGUAGUGGGUCGACUAGUACAUGCGAUCCUUAUUCCUUACAUGAAUUCUAUAAAUAUUUGAAAAAAUGCCAUUGUGAUGAAAAUUUAGAAUUUUUCAAUAAGACACGCAGAUUUUUAGUUUCAGAAAAUACUUUGUCACGUAAUAUCUCUACGGACAACACAUAUUGGAAUGACGAAGUAUAUAAUAAAUUUAUUGUGGUGGAUUCUCCAGCACAAUGCAAUUUCCCACAAUACGUUAGAGAUAAUUUCGAUGCAUGUCAUUCAGAGGGAGUAAGACCCACUCAAGCAGAGAUAAUUAACGCCAUUGAGAUAGUGAUGGGGAUGUUAUUCGAUGCAUAUUCCCGUUAUUUGAAUCACAUACAGACCAAUGAUCAUUACAGUGUUGUAUCGGAAGAAAUUGAAGAAGAUGAAAAUGAAAGAAACCUUGUCGGGCAAGAUGAUUCUGCUACAUCUCAAGAAUAUGAGGAUAAAUCUAUAUCGAAAUAUGGUUUAGAUAUGGAAAAAUUGAAUAAAGAUAUUGCUCAUAUGACACUUACUAAUUCCAUGUCUUCAUUAACUACCACGGAAAAUAUACAUACUGUUUCAAAUGUAAAUACACAUUCAAGAAUGACUUUAAAUGUCAAAUUACCAACACCAGAAGAAUCCAGGCAGCAACAACAAGUGAGAACAAAUAAAAAUAAUAAUGAUGGAAGAGCAAGCCUGAUUACGAAAGGCAAACUAUUUUUCCAUAGAUUACAAAAGAGACAUCCAUAUACUACUAAUAGUAGUGAUGGUAGCAAUAAGAAAACUACUGUUACCACUACUAGUACCAGUACUACUAGUAAUAAGAUGAAGAAGAAUGGUAGUAGUACAUCUCCAAAAAGUCUAAAGAAGACAAGAAGUAACAAUACCCACAGUCAUAAGCAUACACAUAGCAACAAUGUUCAUUCUAGAAGUGCAGCAGCAUCGUUAACCUUUGAUAGACCAACUAUCCCCGCCAGCACUUCUUAA
Messenger RNA from Maudiozyma barnettii, 1080 nucleotides. RefSeq names its product GTPase-activating protein RGS2 (gene RGS2). NCBI's taxonomy places the organism in Eukaryota, Fungi, Ascomycota, Saccharomycetes, Saccharomycetales, Saccharomycetaceae. The coding region runs from base 1 to 1080 and encodes 359 amino acids. The record is from RefSeq and is a predicted model, not a curated record. The transcript has a single exon.